UCUCGGCUCAGAUAUUUACUUUCGGCUUCUGACGAUUCAGUUGUAAAACUAUGGUCAAUAAACGGCGAUUCGCUUCAUACACUGAAAACACAAGCGAACGGAAAAAUUGAAUCUUUAAAAUUCUUGCCAUGUUCUGGAAACAGUGUAUUUGCUUACACUAACUAUGAAAAAAACUUGUUUAUUCAAGAUUUUGAAAGAGGAGAACUUCUCGUAGCGAACCCAAGAACUGAACCCGUGCGAUCAAUCGCCACAACAGACAACCAUCCGCAGUAUAUUUACUGCUUGUAUCAGAACUCCGGAAUGGCUGUGUACGAUAUCAGAUUCGGAACCGUAUCAAGUUCACCUUUUGAGUUGGAUUAUUUACGUACUUGCUUUGAUGUUUGCCGUGAUCGUCCAGAGCUUGUGGCUUUCGGAAGAAAAGAUGGCUCGAUCAUGGUUUAUGAUGUCCGGAACAGCUAUCACCGCCCUUUAAAGACUUUUGGCAGCGCUGAUUCGCAGUUGAAGCAUAGGAAGAACUUCAUGUCCUAUGUUCGCAAUAUUCAUUUUAACGAAAAAGGAACUGAAAUCAUUAUGACUGACGGAUUCGGAGCAGGGUACUUGUUCGAUUUGAACGAUGAUGCUCACAAACUCCGGCGCAAGCUGAACAGCUUUAUGGAGCAAAGUUUGAUAGGCUCUAUGUCAGUUUUUAGAUUUUGA
Messenger RNA from Auanema sp. JU1783, 696 nucleotides. The record is from the annotation of a GenBank genome assembly. NCBI's taxonomy places the organism in Eukaryota, Metazoa, Nematoda, Chromadorea, Rhabditida, Rhabditidae.